Molecule: messenger RNA, 2813 nt
Organism: Thalassophryne amazonica
Lineage: Eukaryota; Metazoa; Chordata; Actinopteri; Batrachoidiformes; Batrachoididae
Product: carcinoembryonic antigen-related cell adhesion molecule 2-like
Exons: 16
Coding region: 1-2448 (815 amino acids)
Source: RefSeq, a predicted model, not a curated record
AUGUUUAAAUGCUUCAGAGUGUCUGAUGUCGUGGCUGUUUCAAACGCCACACAGCUGGUGGAGUUCAGCAGCUCUGUCAGUCUGACCUGCACCUCCUCUGGCUCCGCCCUCUCUUUCCUCUGGCUGAACGUCACCUCAGAGGUCACAGACAGUGACAGAGUUCAGAUCACUGAUGGAGGGUCCACUCUCAUCAUCACCAAUGUGACCCGCUACGACCACGGACCGUUCACGUGUCACGUGUCCAAUCCCGUCAGUAACGGCUCCAGCAAUCAACUAAAGUUGUCCAUCAGCUUCAGAGUGUCUGAUGUCGUGGCUGUUUCAAACGCCACACAGCUGGUGGAGUUCAGCAGCUCUGUCAGUCUGACCUGCACCUCCUCUGGCUCCGCCCUCUCUUUCCUCUGGCUGAACGUCACCUCAGAGGUCACAGACAGUGACAGAGUUCAGAUCACUGAUGGAGGGUCCACUCUCAUCAUCACCAAUGUGACCCGCUACGACCACGGACCGUUCACGUGUCACGUGUCCAAUCCCGUCAGUAACGGCUCCAGCAAUCAACUAAAGUUGUCCAUCAGCUUUGGUCCAGAAAAUAUUAAUCUGAGGCUUUCUCCAUCACAACUAUGGUAUGGGAAAGGAUCAGAUGUCACCUUGUGCUUUGUGGCUGAUUCCAAACCAGCUGCCCAGUUUGACUGGUAUCUGAAUGGAGAGACACUGUCUCAUUCUGGACCAGAACUCAGACUGAACAACAUCCAGCAGAAUCAGACUGGAAACUACAACUGUCGGGUCUUCAAUGAACAAAUUCUGAGAUAUCAAAUUCUCCAGAUUCAUCCAUCCAUAGCUUUUCUUUCUCCUCCAGGUUUGACCAAAGCAGUCGGAAUACUGCCAGAUGAUCCUCUGACUGCAACUGUGGGAGACACAGUGACGUUCAGCACAACACUGAAUCCAUCACAGACAAAUAUUAUAUACAUCGACUGGAUAAAGGAUUCUACACCAAUAGUAACAUACAGUGAGGGAGGAACCAUUCCAGGUCCAGAUUAUAGAGACAGAAUCACCCUCUUUGCAAACAGUGGAGCUCUAGAGCUCAGGAGUGUGACUUUGAAGGACAGUGGGGUUUAUUAUAUUGACAUAGAUAACAAUGGAACACGGCAUGUAGACAGUAGAACAUUGGAUGUUUACGUCAGAGUGUCUGAUGUCGUGGCUGUUUCAAACGCCACACAGCUGGUGGAGUUCAGCAGCUCCGUCAGUCUGACCUGCACCUCCUCUGGCUCCGCCCUCUCUUUCCUCUGGCUGAACGUCACCUCAGAGGUCACAGACAGUGACAGAGUUCAGAUCACUGAUGGAGGGUCCACUCUCAUCAUCACCAAUGUGACCCGCUACGACCACGGACCGUUCACGUGUCACGUGUCCAAUCCCGUCAGUAACGGCUCCAGCAAUCAACUAAAGUUGUCCAUCAGCUCAGUCGGAAUACUGCCAGAUGAUCCUCUGACUGCAGCUGUGGGAGACACAGUGAGGUUCAACACAACACUGAAUCCAUCACAGACACAGAUUAUAUACAUCGAGUGGAUAAAGGAUUCUACACCAAUAGGAAUAUACUUUAAGGGAGUAACCAUUCCACGUCCAGAUUAUAGAGGCAGAAUCACCCUCUUUCCAAACAGUGCAGCUCUGGAGCUCAGGAGUGUGACUUUGAAGGACAGUGGGGUUUAUUAUAUUGACAUAGAUAACAAUGGAGCAUGGCAUGAGGACAGUAGAACAUUGGAUGUUUACGUCAGAGUGUCUGAUGUCGUGGCUGUUUCAAACGCCACACAGCUGGUGGAGUUCAGCAGCUCCGUCAGUCUGACCUGCACCUCCUCUGGCUCCGCCCUCUCUUUCCUCUGGCUGAACGUCACCUCAGAGGUCACAGACAGUGACAGAGUUCAGAUCACUGAUGGAGGGUCCACUCUCAUCAUCACCACUGUGACCCGCUACGACCACGGACCGUUCACGUGUCACGUGUCCAAUCCCGUCAGUAACGGCUCCAGCAAUCAACUAAAGUUGUCCAUCAGCUUUUCGGCAGAAGGCCCAUCUUCAUCACUUUCACCUGGUGCCAUUGUUGGAACAACAAUUGCAUGUUUACUUGUUGGCCUCACUGCUGGUGUAGUGUUCUACAUUUUUAAAAAAAGGUUUGCAGUGCAGGGAAUAUUUUGCAGUAAAUUAACAAAAUCACAUGAUUCUUCUAAAGGAAGCACUUCUGAAAACACAAGACAUGAUGGGAUGGACAACAGACCCAAUGAAGAGAUUGGUUCUUCUAUCAGUCAUACUUAUGAAAGCUUAAGACAUGAUGGAAUGGACAACACAGCCUAUGAAGAGAUAGGUCUGUCAAGGAGUGUGCACCAUCCCCAUGUGUCACAGCCUUCACCACUCUAUGAAAACACUCUGGGUCCUGGUUGGCAACCACCAAGGCAGACAAACAGUUAAGAACCAGUCCUCAGAUGAUGCUCAAAACCAGGUGAGCAGGACCCCAAACCAGCAACAUCACCUCCAACUUAAAAUGACCACAUGCAGAGAAUGAAGGUUCCAGCUCCACAGCCUCCUGCUGAUGUCACACUGUUCCAGAGUAAAGUCCACACACAAAGACCACAGUAAAUAUGAUGGACCAGCUGCUCAGGUCAGACAGAGAAGCUGCACUUCCUGCUGUGAGUCCUCACAGAAGAAGGACCAAAUGGACAAAGCACUUCUGUAGUGUCUAGUAAUGACAUUUUGAUAUAAUGUAUGAUGUCAUAGCUAUGAUCAGAGAACGCUUUUCAGCAGUUGACACACUGACUGAUCAUGUUUGGAAAAUU